GGUUUUUGCUUAGAGCCCCGAAGGUGGGAAGUAGUAAGCCUGCUCUGGUCUAGACCGGACCGGGCUUUUUCAAAGAGAGAAUCCGAAGGUGGGAAGCAGUAUGCCCGCUCUGCUCUAACUCCAAACCCUAACCCUAAUUUGAGAUAAAGAGAAGAAGAAGGAAAAAGGUGAGAAUCUGAAACCGUGAGUGGUGCUUUGUGUAUUGCAAUGUUGUUGGACGAAAGUAAAUUUGAUUUGCAGUUGAAAUUAUGGGCGCUUCGAAUCCCUAGCCAACUCUGCAAGGUUGCUUCUAGGAUUCUAAACGGAUAUUUGCUUGACAAACCCCGUGUUAAACCUAUAACAGAAGAUCCGACAUGUGAGACAAACCGUUACAUUAUAUUGUCUGAAAGAAUUCAAAAUCCUGAUUUAUCUGAUAUUCCAGAGGAUAAACGUGAUGAACUGAAGGUGCUAUGCAAGAUUGAAGUAGUUCCAUAUUCAUUGACACUUGGAUAUUCUUAUUGGAGUGCAGACCAUGUGUUGAAGCAGAUUCUUCCUGAUGGAGUUGAGGUCCCUUCAUCCUUUGAAACAAUAGGUCACAUUGCCCAUCUGAAUAUAACCGGUGAACUACUUCCCUACAAGGAUGUCAUUGCGAAGGUCAUCUAUGAUAAAAAUUAUCCUAGAAUCAAAACAGUUGUUAAUAAAGUUGGAACCAUUACGAAUGAGUUCCGGGUGCCAAAGUUUGAAAUUCUAGUGGGAAAAGAUGAUAUGGUUACAGAGGUGAAGCAAUACCGGGCAACAUUCAAGCUGGAUUACAGCUUGGUCUAUUGGAACUCAAGAUUGGAACAUGAACACAUGAGGCUGGUUUCUCAGUUCCGACCAGGGCAGAUAAUUUGUGACAUGUUUUCUGGUGUUGGUCCUUUUGCCAUUCCAGCAGCACAGAAAGGAUGUCUAGUGUAUGCAAAUGAUUUAAAUCCAGAUAGCAUCCGUUAUUUGAAGAUUAAUGCAAAAAUCAACAAGGUUGAUGAUAAUAUUUGGGCUUAUAACAUGGAUGCAAGGAAAUUCAUUUCUCAAUUGAUGGAAGUGCCAGUUCAUGAGAUUCUUCCAGAACCUGAUGUUCCUGUUCUCAAAGCUACUGAGGAAUGCAGUAUUCAGGCUAAUGUGCAAACAGAGUCACAAAAUGGAGGACUAACUGUUGAGGCGAUAGGAGUACAUAGUGAUGAUUCAAGUAAUAUGGAUGGUAUAGAAGGAUCGUGUGCGGCUGCUGAUGAUACUGUGGCUGCUGUUAAGAAGUAUUCUGGAAGUUGUGAGGAAGAAAAUGGAACUUCUGAUAAUGCUGGUGUUUCUGUGGUGGGUAGGAGGAAAGAUCGCAUGAAUAAGAGGAUGCGAGGCUCUGAAUCAUCAUCCAACAUCAAGCCCUGGGAACAUGUUGAUCAUGUCAUAAUGAAUCUACCUGCUUCUGCCAUACAAUUUCUCGAUGCAUUUAGAGGCCUCAUUCAGAGGAAAUACUGGAAGGGAUCUUUACCUUGGAUUCACUGCUAUUGCUUCAUCCGGGCAAAUGAAACAAAUGAAAUGAUUAUUUCUGAGGCAGAGACUGCUUUGAAUGCAAGUAUACAAGAACCAAUACUUCACAGGGUUAGGGAUGUUGCUCCAAACAAGGCAAUGUUUUGUUUAAGCUUUAGGCUGUCAGAGGAAGCAUGCUUCAAAGAAGAUGCCACCAAGAGUUUGCUUGAUUCUUCUGGAGACUUAUAGGCACUCUUAAGAACUGAGGACCCAGGGUUGGGCCUGACAGUAUCUCUGUUUCUAAACCCAAAUGAGGUGGGUUUUAUUCUUGUUAACCUAAUCUAACACAAAAUGAAAGCAUAAACGAAUAAAAAAGAGAGCCUAUGUGAUUUGAGAAAUUAAAUUAAUCCAUGGAGGAACUUUGAGCA
Molecule: messenger RNA, 1907 nt
Organism: Vitis riparia (riverbank grape)
Lineage: Eukaryota; Viridiplantae; Streptophyta; Magnoliopsida; Vitales; Vitaceae
Product: tRNA (guanine(37)-N1)-methyltransferase 2
Exons: 11
Coding region: 208-1728 (506 amino acids)
Biological process (GO): tRNA N1-guanine methylation
Cellular component (GO): cytoplasm
Source: RefSeq, a predicted model, not a curated record